This is a messenger RNA of Penicillium antarcticum, 999 nucleotides long. Its product is annotated as BTB/POZ domain-containing protein. Lineage: Eukaryota; Fungi; Ascomycota; Eurotiomycetes; Eurotiales; Aspergillaceae. The coding region runs from base 1 to 999 and encodes 332 amino acids. The transcript has 4 exons. Gene Ontology annotation, molecular function: protein binding. The record is from RefSeq and is a predicted model, not a curated record.
AUGUUGCGCACACCCGAAACCCCCUCUAUGCCUCGGUAUCGAGCUGGCAAGUCUUCAGCUUUCACGCCUCAAUCGCGGAGGGCUGUUCAAACGCCGAGAGAUAGAGAGAGGAGGGAACGAGAGCGAGCGCGUGACAGAGAAAGAGAUUGUUCCAGUUCCUCGGACAGAAUGCGUCGUCUUGAGCGGAGGAAGAGAUUUGAGAAUCCUCCAGACGUAACAUCUCCCCCAGCAUCCCCAGUAGUAAUGCUUCGUGUGGGACCACAGAAACGCCUCUUCGCAGCUCAUGAAGCAAUCCUAAGCACAUCACCAUUCUUCGCAGCUCAAAUCCAAUCCCAAAACCAAGCCCAAGCUCAAGUCCAAAAACCAACCCCAACACCAAGUCGAACUCAUACUCAAACCCGCACAACCCGUUCCCGAAACAAACUCAUCGACUUGCCCGACGAACAAGCCGAAGUCCUCUCCUGCGUCCUAGAAUUCCUCUACAAAGGCGAUUACUACCCCCGCCUCAGACACAACACCAACAAACAAACCUGGGAACUAGAAGAUGUAGACAUCGAGACAACGGGCAGUGACGGGGAAUUAAGCGGCAGUGCAAUGGCAACCGUAUACCACCACAAAGCAGGCUGUGUUAUUUUGCGCGAUACGGCCAUUUACUGCGCCGCCCAAAAAUACACCCUCCCAACCCUCCAACGCCUCUCUCUCCGAAAACAAGGCCUUCACACCAAUAUAUCAGUCAGCACGAUCCUAUCCAGUGCGCGCUUUGCAUAUGCCAAUACGCCUGAUACGGAGUCCAGACUGCGGGCGCAUUAUCUUGCGCUUAUUGUUCGGAGUCGGGGGACAUUCAUGCGAAGUGGGACUAUGCAGAUGGAGAUGGAGCGUGGGGGGUUGUUGUUUUUUGAUCUUUUUGUUGCUUUGUGUAAUCAUAUGUUUCGUGAUCCGUUGUGGCUCUGUGGCCAUGUUCUCAACGGUCGAUACGAAGGUAUGGACCGGAGGUAUUGA